AUGCCGGCGGGUGUGGGGGGGGCGCGGCCCUCAGGACCUGCUGCCCCUCCGCCGGCGACCACGUGUAGGGCCGCGGCCUUCACACCGCCCCGCCUGCCUCCCGGUGCCACCGACUGGGUGGCGGGGCAGCCCGCGGGGGGCCGCCGGGACUGGGGGGGAGAACCGCGCGCCCGCCCCGCCCCGCCCCCACCCUCAGGCCUCCCUUCCCGCGCUCACCCUGUGGAGAGGAGGCAGCGCGUCUCCCGCGUCAUGGCGUCGGGCCGCCGCUCCGAACGCCGGCCGGCGCGGGCUCUGCGGAACUCGGCUGCUGCCUUGGAGGGCCAGAGUUGCCCCCGCUGGUGGUUCCUUCCCGGCCCUCGGACGCGGGGAAGCGGGCGUCGGGCCGGGACUGGAGCGCUUCGGCGGCGGCCGCUCGCGCCGGACCCGGCGUCGGGGGCGGCCUCGGGCGGACGGGCCAGGCCGCCCGACGCCGUCGUGGCCGCGCGCUCCGAGCCGCCCGCGCUGCUGCCUCGUACUGGAUACUAUUACAGGUUUCUCAACUGUGACUCUGUUGAUAUUUUGGGACACUCUGCUGCAAAUCCCGAGACUCCAAACUCAACCAUCUCCAGAGAGGCCAGCACUCAGUCCUCAUCAGCUACAACCAGCCAAGGCUAUGUUUUACCAGAAGGCAAAAUCAUGCCAAACACCGUUUUUGUUGGUGGAAUUGAUGUUAGGAUGGAUGAAACCGAAAUUAGAAGUUUCUUUGCUAGAUAUGGUUCAGUAAAAGAAGUGAAGAUAAUCACGGAUCGAACUGGUGUGUCCAAAGGCUAUGGAUUUGUUUCAUUUUAUAAUGAUGUGGAUGUGCAGAAGAUAGUAGAAUCACAGAUAAAUUUCCAUGGUAAAAAGCUGAAACUGGGACCUGCAAUCAGGAAACAAAAUUUAUGUGCUUAUCAUGUGCAGCCUCGUCCUUUGGUUUUUAAUCCUCCUCCUCCACCACAGUUUCAGAGUGUCUGGAGUAAUCCAAACACAGAAACUUACAUGCAGCCUCCAACCAUGAUGAAUCCUAUAACUCAGUAUGUUCAGGCAUAUCCUCCUUAUCCAAGUUCACCUGUUCAGGUCAUCACUGGAUAUCAGCUGCCUGUUUAUAAUUACCAGAUGCCACCACAGUGGCCCGCUGGGGAACAAAGGAGUUAUGUUAUACCCCCGGCUUAUACUGCUGUUAAUUACCACUGUAAUGAAGUUGAUCCAGGAGCUGAAGUUCUGCAAAGUGAAUGUUCAGUUCAUGAAGCUACUCCGUCCUCAGGAAAUGGCCCACAAAAGAAAUCUGUGGACAGAAGCAUACAGACUGUGGUAUCUUGUCUAUUUAAUCCAGAGAACAGACUGAGAAACUCUCUUGUUACUCAAGAUGACUACUUUAAGGAUAAAAGAGUGCAUCACUUUAGAAGAAGUCGGGCAGUGCUUAAAUCUGUGUGA
Nyctereutes procyonoides (raccoon dog) is the source of this 1452-nucleotide messenger RNA. It is a transcript of the gene DAZL, whose product is annotated as deleted in azoospermia like. The record is from RefSeq and is a predicted model, not a curated record. Bases 1 to 1452 code for a protein of 483 amino acids. The transcript has 12 exons. Gene Ontology annotation, molecular function: protein binding; mRNA 3'-UTR binding. NCBI's taxonomy places the organism in Eukaryota, Metazoa, Chordata, Mammalia, Carnivora, Canidae.